Messenger RNA from Fundulus heteroclitus (mummichog), 720 nucleotides. RefSeq names its product biogenesis of lysosome-related organelles complex 1 subunit 5-like. Gene Ontology annotation, cellular component: transport vesicle; BLOC-1 complex. Lineage: Eukaryota; Metazoa; Chordata; Actinopteri; Cyprinodontiformes; Fundulidae. The record is from RefSeq and is a predicted model, not a curated record. The transcript is spliced from 4 exons. The coding region runs from base 159 to 653 and encodes 164 amino acids.
CAUGUUUAUGUUAUCUUAGACUCGUCUCCGAUAACAGAUGAGUUAAUAAAGCUGAGAUCAACAUGUCAGUGGACUGUUAAACAUAUCAUGCCUCCUGGCUCCUCUCUGUGUCUCCAAAGAUGUUUUCAGAAUCAUCCACAUAGAAAUGCAUGUAAUCCAUGUGUAGCUUUGUUUUUCUGUCUAAGCUGUAUUGCCUUGUUGAUCCUGUAGAAGUUGGUGAUAUCCAGUCCACACUGUUGGACCACAGACCUGUUAUCAGUGCAGAAGUUCGCUACUUUGUCAGAGAGUUUGAGGAGAAGCGAGGUUUGAGGGAGUGCCGGCUGCUGGAGAACCUGAAUAAAAUGGUUCAGGAGGCAAACGAGCAAAUGCUGCCCUCUAAUUUAGAGGAAAUGAGCCAGAAACUGUCUGACAUCAGUAAGCGCUUGGAGGCUGCUAAUCACAUGGCAGAGAGAGUCCAGCAGAGGGAGCUGGAGGCACAGCAGAACACCGGGCUGCAGGCGAACAUGGAGAAACUAAAAGAGGACUGGGCUGAGUUUGUGAAGGAGCAGCAGAGAUUAAAGGAAGAGGUGGAUGAGGAGCACGCUAAGGCUGUUGGAGAACUCAGCUCUCGCUUUAGUGAAAAGAAGAAGGACUUGUCACAAUUUUAUCUCUAACCACUUUUCUAUUGUAUGAACGGUUACCAUUUGUUUAGUAAUUUGUUGUAAUUGGUGUUGGCUGAAA